Engraulis encrasicolus (European anchovy) is the source of this 1644-nucleotide messenger RNA. RefSeq lists its product as uncharacterized. Bases 96 to 704 code for a protein of 202 amino acids. NCBI's taxonomy places the organism in Eukaryota, Metazoa, Chordata, Actinopteri, Clupeiformes, Engraulidae. The record is from RefSeq and is a predicted model, not a curated record. The transcript is spliced from 3 exons.
UGAAAACAAAAUGUCAAGAGCUUGUUGAAGAAGCAGAGAGUUGGGAGGAGGAGAGACAGCAGUUUAAGGCCCAACUCGAAGAUGGGAAGAGAGAGAUGGAGGCUGCCAGGGCCACAAUUGAGGCCCUCAGGAAGGAGCUGGAGGAGCAGAGGAAAGCAGAGAAGUCAAGAAUAAAGGAGGCUGUGGACUGUGCCGUGGCCGAGGCCUUGGCCACCAAUAUCUCCAAACAGAAGCUCAUCGCACAGUUAAAGGCAGAGCCCAGGGGGAUGGCCAAGCUGCCUGCAAGUAAUGGUGAACUGAAAGAGGUCAAGGAGUUCAUCUGCGGUGACCUUCAGAAUCAAAGCCAUAAAAUCCAGGCAUUGGUAGAUCAAAAGAAUGCAGCUGUGGACAGAGUCAGGCAGAAGAACAUGAAGAAGGUGGACAAGAUUAGGAAUGGAGCGAAGGAGAAGGAGGCAAAGUUAGCUGAAGCCGAGCUGAAAGAGAUCGCAAAGCUCGAGGAGAAGUACAGAAAGCAAAUUGAAAAGGUUCAGAAAGCCGAGGCGAAAGACGAUGAGAAAAGACAGCGCAAAGAAAAAAGAGAGAGAGAGCAGAUGGAGAGGAAGGAGAAGAAGGCCAGAGAGCAGGAGAUGGCAGAAGAGGAAGAGCAGCGUGAGGAAGAAGAGGUAGAGAGGCCGACAGGCUGGAGGAGAUUCCUCUGCUUCUGAGACCACUUUGCAGCAGCCAGGGACGCCAGAAGCCAGGGAAGCUUUGGCCGGGCCCAGGACAAAAACAUCUGAGAGGACCACACCUCCCAAUGCAUACAAUGUAAUGAGGACCAAAUUAUGGGCUCCCCCUUCUCCCUGGGCCCGGGACGGACUCCUCUGUCCCGCCCCAUCGGCUUCCCUGGCAGCAGCCUCCUUUGACAUGACUUGAAGGAGAAUUUCACCCAAUUUCAAAAUGCAGUUUGUAUUACUCACUCUACCAUUGACUUCUCAGUACCCAACAAUGUAGAUUUUUUUUGUUCAGCCCUUUCCAAGAUCCUGGACCAUUCGAAUGGGGGCAUGGUUUGUUUACAGAGUGUGUUUAUGUGCAGUUCUCAUCCAAGGCAUGAUCAAAUUUGGGAUAAGAUGUUUAUAUGAAAUACAGAGUGUUAUAUCCCGGACGGUCUAUAUUCUGGGCAGUUCAGCAUAUCCCAAUUUCUCAAAAUCCUGAAUAACGGCUUUUACUGUGAAUCUCAGGAAAAGUUUUGAUAAAGUGUUUAUUGUUCAAACACAAAUGUGGCAUACUUUAAUAUCAUGCUUGGGAUACUGAACUGCAUGUACUCAUUACAAGAAAAUACAAAACAAAAACAAAAACAAAAUUCUUAACAUAGCCUACUCCAAAUGAAAUCACAAAAUGCCUUGCUGUGUAGCAAGGUGUCUGUUGAUGUUGCAUAGCUUUUGGGAUGAUAUUUGGAGUGUUGAGAUAUAUUUUAAAAUUUAUAACAAACCAAACCCCCAUUAGAAUGGCCAGGAGCUCUGAAAGGGCUGAACCAGAAAAAAAUCCACGUCGUAGGGUACUGCCAAAUCAAGGGCGACGUAAGCAACACAACUGCAUGUUGAAAUUGGACGGGAUUCCCUUUAAUCCCCCCCAAUACCCACACCCACCCAGAUAUCUAUUUCUGAA